Cynara cardunculus var. scolymus (artichoke) is the source of this 1679-nucleotide messenger RNA. Its product is annotated as calcium/calmodulin-regulated receptor-like kinase 2. The transcript has 7 exons. Gene Ontology annotation, biological process: protein phosphorylation. Gene Ontology annotation, molecular function: protein kinase activity; ATP binding. Lineage: Eukaryota; Viridiplantae; Streptophyta; Magnoliopsida; Asterales; Asteraceae. The coding region runs from base 279 to 1520 and encodes 413 amino acids. The record is from RefSeq and is a predicted model, not a curated record.
GGUAUAAUUGGAAAAAUGUGGAAAAGGCCAUUGGAUUUUAAACCAAAUGGGACUUUUUCAAUAAGCUCAAAAAGAAGGUAGCUUAUGGUUGCCAAACAUGAGCUUUCUGCCAAAAAACGGAAGAUCAUAUCAUCAUUUCUGUGAGAAUAACCAUAAGUUUUCAUCUAAAUUGUUUUCUUAUAUGAGUCAAUGGUAAACUGAACUUUCGUUUUGAUGAUAUAAACCUGAAGCAGUUCCUUGCAAGAUGUUCUUAUUGAUAGUGCAAAGGGAUCAAUAAUAUGGUUCACAAAACUGAUUUAGUAAUCAUCGGCGUCUCUGUCGGUCUGACUGUUGGCAUACUUAUAGCAACACUCGUAUUAUUUGGCAUAAGAUGGUAUAAAAGACGCUCUCAUCUUCGAAAAUGCUCUGCAUUUGCACCCCCUAUACAUAAAAGUGGUACUAUCUUGAGUGAAUCCUUCUCCAACCCUGUAACUGUUAAACUGUCAACUUAUCCUGUGAAAACUUCACCACUCGCUACACGCAAUAAUGGUAAAGAGAGACUGGCAUCAGUAUCUGGCCUACUGAAAUACUCUUACAGGGACGUCCAAAAAGCCACGAAAAACUUUACAACCAUAUUGGGACAAGGAUCUUUUGGUCCUGUAUACAAAGCAGUGAUGCCUGCUGGUGAAGUUGUUGCUGUGAAAGCUCUAGCUUCUGAUUCCAAACAAGGAGAGAAAGAGUUUCAAACCGAGGUAUCUCUUUUAGGAAGGCUGCAUCAUAGAAAUUUGGUGAAUCUAGCAGGGUAUUGCGUAGAUAAAGGGCAACACAUGUUGAUUUAUGAAUACAUGAAGAAUGGAAGCUUGGCAAACUUUCUAUAUGAUGAAAAGGACACCUUGAAUUGGGGAGAGAGGCUUCAAAUUGCUGUUGACAUAUCACAUGGGAUAGAGUAUCUUCAUGAUGGGGCAGUUCCACCAGUCAUACAUCGGGAUUUGAAAUCGGCUAAUAUAUUACUAGACCACUUAAUGAGAGCAAAGGUUGCUGAUUUUGGUCUGUCGAAAGAAGAGGUUUGGGAUGGUCGUAAUUCAGGCGUUAAAGGCACUUAUGGCUACAUUGAUCCUGUAUAUAUAUCUACAAACAAAUUCACAACAAAGAGCGACAUCUACAGUUUCGGGAUUAUCCUCUUUGAACUCAUUACAGCCAUUCACCCGCGUCAAAAUCUCACGGAAUAUGUCAAUCUAGCAGCCAUGAGUUCAGACGGUGCAGAUGAAAUCCUCGACAAGAAACUUGCCGGAGAUUGCGAUCUUGAAGAAGUGAGAAGCUUGGCUAGCAUCGCUCACAGAUGUUUGCAUAAAUCACCCAGAAAACGGCCAACAAUUGGAGAGGUUUCACAGGCUAUAACAAAGCUAAAUCAGAAGCAUCUGAUGAAGGCCGACAGUCGCACCACCAUGUCUUUUGGCAGCGAAGAGUUCUCAGGGGUUGUCAGUUGCAUAGAAGUGCAGCAGAAUCAGUUAAAAAGAAUGAUCAGCAUCAAUGAAGGCUGAGGAACAAGAAAUGGAAGAAAAAUUUGAAGUCUUUCUAGUGUUCUUUUAGUUCAUUUUCUGAUGUAUUUGAUUGACCUGUUGGAUUGGCUUUUAUGGAAGCACAUUAUGACAUUAGAUACAGAAUGAAUCAAUGACUAUGAGCCUUUGUUUUCAAUCAGA